GAUGGCUGACAUUGUCGACUUUUUCAAUUGGACGUACGUCAGUACAGUAGCUUCCGAGGGAGACUAUGGUGAAAAAGGAAUAGAGGCUUUUAAAGACGAAUUAACCGCCAGGAAUGUUUGUACGGCUAUAGAAGCAAAGGUUCCUCAGUCGUCCAAUAAGCAAAAUUUUGAAAAGAUUGUUAAAGAACUUAAAAAUAAUGAAGCUAGAGUUGUCGCCCUCUUUCUUAGAGUUGAAGAUGCUACUCAACUUCUAUCAGCUGCCCAACGUCUCAACAUGAUCGAUUCUUUCGUUUGGAUCGCAUCGGACGGUUGGGGAAACAAUCCUCUACCCGUUAAAGACACAACUAACGUUUCUAGAGGAGCUAUAACCAUAGAGUUGAAAUCGAAGAAAAUUCCAGAUUUUGACACGUAUUUUAGGAGGAGACGACCCUCGAAUAACACCAGAAAUCCUUGGUUUAACGAAUUCUGGGAAUCAGCUCACAAAUGUAAAUUCAAACCAAAAGAAAAUGGUUCUCUCUGUACUGGAAACGAGACAUUUCCAGACUUCAAACAGGAAAGUAAAUUACAGUUUGUGUACGAUACAGUGUAUGCUGUUGCUCAAGCCUUAAAUAAAGUUCUAGAAGAGCAAUGUUGGUUGAACGACGAUAGGAAGACGUGUAUGAGUGAAUUUUUAAGAGAUGGAAAGACAUUUUAUAAACAUUAUCUACUGAACGUUUCCUUUGAAGGUGAGUAA
Molecule: messenger RNA, 733 nt
Organism: Dimorphilus gyrociliatus
Lineage: Eukaryota; Metazoa; Annelida; Polychaeta; Dinophilidae
Source: the annotation of a GenBank genome assembly